Messenger RNA from Arachis duranensis, 1354 nucleotides. RefSeq names its product cysteine protease RD19A. Bases 4 to 1113 code for a protein of 369 amino acids. The record is from RefSeq and is a predicted model, not a curated record. The transcript is spliced from 4 exons. Gene Ontology annotation, molecular function: cysteine-type endopeptidase activity. Gene Ontology annotation, cellular component: lysosome. NCBI's taxonomy places the organism in Eukaryota, Viridiplantae, Streptophyta, Magnoliopsida, Fabales, Fabaceae.
AGUAUGGAACUCUUUCUCUUCUCUCUCUUCUCUCUCCUCUUUUUGUUUCUCUCUCCGAUAUCGUCGGAGGAGGACGGUGGUGCUGACGACGCCUUAAUCCGCCAGGUGGUUGGUGACGGCGACGGCGACGGCGACGCGCAUUUGUUGGGAGCGGAGCAUCACUUCGCCGCCUUCAAGCGGAGAUUCGGGAAGGUGUAUUCUACGCUGGAGGAGCACGAUUACAGGUUCGCGGUGUUCAAGGCUAAUAUGCACCGCGCGAGAAGACACCAGAGGAUGGACCCUUCGGCCGUUCAUGGCGUCACGCGGUUCUCUGACAUGACGGAAUCUGAGUUCAGGAAGAACGUUUUGGGGCUGAGAGGGGUUAGGUUGCCAUCUGAUGCAAACAAAGCUCCUAUUCUGCCAACCGCAGAUCUUCCCUCCGAUUUUGAUUGGAGAGAUCAUGGAGCUGUUACCCCUGUCAAAAAUCAGGGUUCUUGUGGAUCGUGUUGGAGUUUCAGCGCAACUGGGGCACUGGAAGGUGCUCAUUAUCUAGCUACCGGGGAACUUGUUAGUCUCAGUGAACAGCAGCUAGUUGAUUGCGAUCAUGAGUGCGACCCAGAUCAACCAGGUUCUUGUGACAAAGGGUGCAAUGGUGGAUUGAUGAACAGCGCUUUUGAAUACAUCCUUAAAUCCGGUGGGAUCAUGAGAGAGGAAGACUAUCCUUAUAAGGGUAGUGAUCGUGGAACCUGCAAAUUCAACAAGACAAUGAUAGCAGCAUCAGUAGCAAACUUCAGUGUAGUUUCACUUGAUGAAGACCAGAUUGCUGCCAAUCUUGUCAAAAAUGGCCCUCUUGCAGUGGCUAUAAAUGCUGUAUUUAUGCAGACAUAUAUUGGAGGGGUUUCAUGCCCGUACAUAUGCUCAAAGAGGUUGGAUCAUGGGGUGUUACUGGUGGGAUAUGGCUCUGGAGGCUAUUCUCUGAUUCGGAUGAAGGAGAAACCAUAUUGGAUCAUCAAGAAUUCAUGGGGAGAAAAUUGGGGAGAAAAUGGAUACUACAAGAUUUGCCGUGGACGGAAUAUCUGUGGGGUGGACUCCUUGGUUUCAACUGUGGCAGCUGUUCAUACCACUGCUCAUUAGGAUGUUAACCUUGUCAUUUGUCUGUACAUAAGCUCUGGUCUUUAUUUGCUGUUUCUUUGUUUCAGCCUUAGGACAUGCAUCAUUGCCCGCAUUUUAAAGUGGUGCUAGAAGUGCUAUUUACUUUUUAAGAUGUGCAAUCUGAUAAACAGUUUCUGGAAAACUCUUUCAUGAACAAUUAAUUGGAUACUUAUUUUCUUUUGUAAUGACAAAUUGCAAAUUAACAACGGGGUUUUGUGCUUCA